This is a messenger RNA of Bufo bufo (common toad), 393 nucleotides long. RefSeq names its product pleckstrin homology-like domain family A member 2. The transcript has a single exon. The record is from RefSeq and is a predicted model, not a curated record. Gene Ontology annotation, biological process: positive regulation of apoptotic process. Lineage: Eukaryota; Metazoa; Chordata; Amphibia; Anura; Bufonidae. Bases 1 to 393 code for a protein of 130 amino acids. Gene Ontology annotation, molecular function: phosphatidylinositol phosphate binding.
AUGGCAUCUCCUGUAGCUAUUAAGGAAGGGGACCUGGAAAAGAGGAGUGACAGCUUCCUUCAGCUAUGGAAGAAACGAAGAUGUAUCCUGACUGCUGAUGGUCUACAUUUGUACACAGACUCUAGAAAGAAAGGCAAAGCCAAAAUUCUACGAUUCGAUUCUUUGGCCAAGUUAGAGUGUGUGGAAAGAAAAGGGGAACGUGUCUACUUUACCUUGGUCACCAUGGAAGGACAGGAGAUAGAUUUUCGCUGCAGGGAACGCAGCCGAUGGAACGCAGAAAUCACCCUGGCCUUGGUAGGCUUCCAAAACAGAAGAGCCGUGCAAGAACUAAGAGCACGAAAAGAGCUUCAGGCCAGGGAUUCAGGGGACCGUUUAAGAAGCUGGGGACCAUGA